AUGCCGGACGUGAUGCUUGUUAGCCUAGCUCUGAGCUUGGCCUGGGGUGCAUCGGCAGCCCAGAACUCCAUCGCUGCCCCAACCGGUGCCGACACCCUCACUGUCGCCCUCCUUGGUGACUAUGGCUGGACCGGUUGGCAGCCCCUACCCUUGGACUUCUGUAACAACGCCCUGCCGAACCUGGUCGCCGCCGGCGUGGACAUCUCCCGUGAAAUCCAGAACGACUGCGACCCCGGCGACCGUCAGGCCAUCUCCAAUGCAACGAUUGAAGAGGGCCACACCGCCGGGUAUAUCGAGAAAGUCUGCCUCGAGAAGAACUGCUCUGCCUUCAUAUCCGUCGGCGACAACUUCUACGACAGCGGCGUCGACUUCACCUCGGAAGGCAUUCGGCGGUUCUACCAAGGCUGGGCGCAGAUGUACGUCGGCGCCGCCUUCGACGGCAAGCCGUGGUACCAGGCGCUCGGCAACCACGACGUCGUGACCGGCCACGCCGGCGUCGACUUCGAGACGCGCAUUGCGCCCCUCCUCGACGACCGCUGGUACUUUGGCCACGACCACCAGCCCUACUAUACCUACGACCUGACCGGCUCGAACUGGACCGCGACCUUUGUCGUGGUCGACUCCGACUGCUUCGUCAACAAGUACCAGGACCCCUCCUCCGUCUACAACACCGCCUACGUGAUCGCCUGCCACAAGGAUACCCAGACCCAGGUCGACUUCCUGCGCCGGUCCUUCGCCCACUCCACCGCCACCUGGAAGAUCCUCCAGAUCCACCACGGCUACGUCUCCUCGUCGACCAACUACACCGAGCUCGCGCCGCUGAUCGAUAUCGCGCGCGCGCACAAUGCCGUCGUCGUCAACGGCCAUGAUCACUGCAUGGCCCACUACCACUACCAAGGCAUGGAUUUUGUGCUUACCGGCGCCGCCGGCUACGCCGAGCCCGGCGACUGCAACUAUGGCGUGCCCUUGGGGCCCUAUGCCAAGUGGCUCGGCGCCGAUGCUGAUCAAGCGGCUAACGGGUUCGUCACGCUUGAUAUCAGCUACAACUCGCUGGGUUUUGAGUACUACGCUCGGGAUAUGUAUAUGAAAGGGGCGGACUACUACCCUGUCAGCAAUGACACGCGGCCCUCGUACAGUUUCUCUGUGACCAAGCACGCAGUCUAG
This is a messenger RNA of Aspergillus terreus NIH2624, 1164 nucleotides long. RefSeq lists its product as uncharacterized. NCBI's taxonomy places the organism in Eukaryota, Fungi, Ascomycota, Eurotiomycetes, Eurotiales, Aspergillaceae. The coding region runs from base 1 to 1164 and encodes 387 amino acids. The record is from RefSeq and is a predicted model, not a curated record. The transcript has 3 exons. Gene Ontology annotation, molecular function: ferric iron binding; ferrous iron binding; acid phosphatase activity.